Messenger RNA from Neltuma alba, 854 nucleotides. Its product is annotated as bidirectional sugar transporter SWEET14-like. The record is from RefSeq and is a predicted model, not a curated record. Bases 144 to 854 code for a protein of 236 amino acids. Gene Ontology annotation, biological process: carbohydrate transport. Gene Ontology annotation, cellular component: membrane. Gene Ontology annotation, molecular function: sugar transmembrane transporter activity. The transcript is spliced from 7 exons. NCBI's taxonomy places the organism in Eukaryota, Viridiplantae, Streptophyta, Magnoliopsida, Fabales, Fabaceae.
CAUGGGAGCAAGGAACACCAUGAGAGGUACAAGAGGUCAUAGCCUUGAGCCUUCACUGCAAGAGAGAGAGGGAGAGAACUCAGCUAGUAUCACUUCUUUUCCACACAAAGAGGGAGAGACAUCAUCUCCAAACACAAUCUAACAUGGCCCUUCACCAGCGUAAAUUGGUUUUCAUUUUCGGCCUCCUGGGCAACAUCAUCUCUUUCAUGGUGUUCCUUGCUCCAAUGCCGACCUUUUAUUAUAUAUACAAGAAGAAAUCUGCUGAAGGAUUUCCGUCAUACCCUUAUGUGGUUGCCCUAUUCAGCUGCACUCUUGGGAUAUACUCCGCGCUUGUCAAGAACAACGUGACCUUACUUCUCAUCACCAUUAACUCCUAUGGAAUUAUGAUCGAGAUAAUCUACCUCGCCAUUUUCCUCUUCUAUGCUCCCAAGAAGCUCAGGCUUGCGACCAUUAAGCUUCUUCUGUUACUGAAUGUGUUUGGGUUCGGAGCCAUGCUUCUGUCCACUCUGUAUCUUUCUCACGGAGACACUCGUUAUCAGAUCAUAGGAUGGAUUUUCCUGGUGGUUAACAUCGGCGUCUUCGGUGAUCCUCUCUUAAUCAUUAGAAAAGUUAUCAAGACCAAGAGUGCGGAACAGAUACCAUUCACUUCGUCCAUGUCUCUGACGGCAGAUGCUGUGAUGUCGCUCUGCUACGGCCUUUUCCGCAAGGACUAUUUCAUUGCCCUGCCAAACGCUCUUGGGUUCCUGAUCGGCAUAGUUCAGAUGGUGCUUUACUUAAUGUACAGAAACGCCAAGCCAGUGGUUCUAGAGGAUCCAGUGGAGAUUCAAGAGCUAUCUGCUGACCAUGUCGUAUGA